CUAAAAUAAUGCGUUACGAACAGCUUUGGUUCCCAAAAGCGUGAUUACACACACGAUUACUGCCAAGGCAACCGAAGUCCGGUGGAAGAAGAGUGGAUCCUCAUAUCGCCGUGAAUUCUGCUCCUCUGUAAAAGCACAGCCGUAGUGUGCUAUUUUGUGCCCAUGGUGCGAUCAAACGACAGCAUCUCUGUGUAAACGCUGUAGCUUCGCCGGUCCUUCUCUUGUAACACAUCAAUUACAUGCGUGUCAGACCACACACGGUGCAACCAACCCCCAGCACUCCAUGCUUGUUCACCUGACUGCUGAUUGGCGGAGUCCGUUUUUCUUUUCCCGAGUCGCAGAGCCAUUGGAUGCUGGCGCUGUCAAUCAGCUCGGCCCCGCCCCCAGCGUUUGUUUGGUAGAGUUGAUCGUGUGCUCGUUCUCUGUGUCGCGGCUGUGGGCUGGAGCCGCUGUCCUCGGACUGGCAGGUCACUUCGUGUUUAUUUCUCAUCCUUUGAUUCGAUCCCCCACUAAAUUGUACAAGCAGGCCACCCGACCGACGAUCUGCCGUCUGCUCAUUCAAUCUCACAGUCUCCAGUCCCCGUCAAGAGCAGUGAUAAAGAUGGCGGUGAGCGGGAUGUCAGGGUCGGUCGUCGCGCGGCUCGAGGGCCGAGAGUUCGAGUAUCUGAUGAAGAAGCGCUCGGUCACCGUCGGACGGAAUUCCUCACAAGGCUCCGUGGACGUGAGCAUGGGCCAUUCAAGCUUCAUUUCACGGAGACACCUGGAGAUUUUCUCCGCCGGCGAGGACGGAACGGGAAGCGGAGAUUUCUACCUUCGAUGCCUCGGCAAAAACGGGGUGUUCGUGGACGGCGUGUUUCAGAGACGCGGGGCUCCUCCUCUGCAGCUGCCGCGCGCGUGCACUUUACGCUUUCCCAGCACCACUAUCAAAAUCACGUUCACAGCCUUGUAUAGUGAGAAGAGCGAGCGCAGGAGCGCGCCGGAGUCUCCGGUGAAAGCCCAGAUCUCUCCGCUGACCAUCAGCAUCCCAGACAACAUCUCGCACCUGAUGAGCCCGCUGCCGUCCCCCACAGGUACCAUCAGCGCUGCUAACUCCUGUCCGUCGAGUCCCCGAGGAGCAGGACUGUCCAGCUAUAGGAUCGGCCGUGGACUCCCAGCUGAUCUCAAUGAAAACUCCCAAUCUGAAAAUGACAAGGAAGCGUCUGGAGGAGACAGUCCAAAAGAUGACUCCAAGCCUCCGUACUCGUAUGCUCAGCUUAUUGUUCAGGCCAUCACAAUGGCACCCGACAAGCAGCUAACACUGAAUGGAAUAUAUACCCACAUCACGAAGAACUAUCCGUAUUACAGGAGCGCAGACAAGGGCUGGCAAAACUCGAUUCGUCACAAUCUGUCCUUAAACCGCUAUUUUCUCAAAGUGGCUCGAUCUCAAGAGGAGCCGGGCAAAGGCUCUUUCUGGAGGAUAGACCCCUCGUCUGAAGCGAAGCUCAUGGAACAAGCGUUUCGUAAGCGCAGGCCUCGCGGCGUGCCGUGCUUCAGGACCCCCCUCGGACCGCUCUCAUCCAGGAGCGCUCCAGCCUCUCCGAACCACACCGGAGCACUGUCGGCUCACUCCAGCGGCGUUCAGACUCCAGACAGUUUAUCAAGAGAAGGAUCACCUGUUCCUGUGGAUCCGGAGCCUGCUCCUGCCGUUCAGCCCAAACUGACCGUCAUUCAGAAGACCGCUGGUUCACCUCUCGACACCCAACCGGUUCUCAUCACAGUUCAGCGGCAGCUCGCACAGACCAUCAAACCUGUGACCUACGCCGUGACCUCUCCGCUGUCCACUCACAUGUCCCAGCAGCCCGUGCUUCAGACGCUGCAUGUGAUCCCUGCGGUGACCGCUCUGACCGCAGCCGCACACGGGACAGAGCCAGCGCUCGCUCCGUCCAGCUUCACUAGAGCAGAGCCGCAGGGGAACGGAGAGCACCAGGAGCUCCGAGUGAAAGUGGAGCCGGUUCCUGCGGUCAGCACCAGCUCUCCAGUUCUUCAGACGUCUCCUGUGGGUCAGCACCAGCUGCCCGUGAAGCCCAUCGCUCAGAACGGGACGCAUGGGGUCACAGCGAGUCCUCUGCACAUCCUGGCCUCGGCGUGUCUCCCGACCAAACGACAGAACGGAGACCCAGCGGAGCACAACACCAAAAGAGCCAAGACUGAAGACGUCCCCAUCACAGCGGAGAGAGACCAGCAGAACACCACUGACUAGGGUCACGACCUUUGACCUCAACCCAUUUAUUGUUCCCCCCCGUCACCUGUUCACGAGACCUAGGUCCAAAACAGUGAUUGGAAUCAGGGCAAUGGUGAGAGAAACACGAGGUGGAGGAAGAAAGAGAGAGAAGGACUGUUACAUGAAUAUAAUCUACUGGAGUCAUGAGUGAGAGUAACACAGCGGAGGAGGAGGUCACUGUGAGCUCAGAGACAGACGACCGGCCAGUGUGUGUGUGUGUGUGUGAGAGAGAGAGAGUGUGUGUGUGUGUGAGAGAGAGAGAGAGAGAGAGAGAGAGAGAGAGUGUGUGUGUGUGUGUGUGUGUGAGAGAGAGAGAGAGAGAGAGGGUGUGUGUGUGUGUGUGAGAGAGAGAGAGAGAGAGAGAGAGAGAGAGAGAGUGUGUGUGUGUGAGAGAGAGAGAGAGAGAGUGUGUGUGUGUGAGAGAGAGAGAGAGAGUGUGUGUGUGUGUGAGAGAGAGAGAGAGAGGGUGAGUGUGUGUGUGUGUGUGUGUGUGAGAGAGAGAGAGAGAGAGAGAGAGUGAGUGUGUGUGUGAGAGAGAGUGAGGUGUGUGUGUGAGAGAGAGAGAGAGAGUGUGUGUGUGUGAGAGAGAGAGAGAGAGAGUGUGUGUGAGAGAGAGAGAGUGAGGUGUGUGAGAGAGAGAGGGUGUGCGUGUGUAUGUGUGUGUGAAAGUGAGAGUGUGUGUGUGAGAGAGUGAGAGCGUGUGUGUGUGAGAGAGAGAGAGAGAGUGAGGUGUGUGUGUGUGUGUGAGAGAGAGAGGGUGUGUGUGUGUGUGAGUGAGGUGUGUGUGUGUGUGAGAGAGAGAGAGAGAGUGUGUGUGUGUGUGUGUGUGUGUGAGAGAGAGGUGUGUGAGGUGUGUGUGUCUGUGUGAGAGAGAGAAUGUGUGUGUGUGUGUGUGUGUGUGUGUGGUUGGGGGGUGUGGGUGUGUGUUAUGUGGUUGUCCUGUUCCUGUCAGAAGACUGGCUGAACAUCACUGAACACUGAUUCGCUCUUAUAAUGUGAACGCGCUUCUUCCGCUUCAUCUUCACUCGUGUCUUCUCUCGGUGAAGGAGAUGUGGGGAGGUUUUCCUGUAGAUCGUGGCAGCUAGCUUCAUAUCCAGCUACCGAAUGCAGUCUUCAGUAGAUAUGCAGUAUUUUGUCGUAUGUGUACUUUAGGAUUUUAUUUGUGUUUCCCGAGGCACAAAUACUCAACUAAACAGACAACGCUGACGUGAGGUCACUUGGCUUUUUUCCAAUUUAUUUUCAUUUUUAAAGAUGUGGACUCGUGGUCAUGGAAAUGAAUGUACUUCAUUUUUUAUUUAUUUUUUUCAGAAAAGAAACACUAUUGAGGGUUUGCAUUAUUUGCUACUACAUCAAAUCAAAAUGAUGUUUACUCACAUCCUCUUUUUUAUAAAUAUUUUAACCAAUAACCCAACAGAUAGAUAUAUUUCCAUUUGUACUUAGUUAAAAUAUAUCAGCUUGCAUGAACGUGUUGAGAAAAUGUGCUGUAUCUGACUGCAGAAGAUGUAAGAAGAAAAUGCUAAAUGAUAUUUUAUACAGUUGGGAUCAUUACUGCACUUACCUUCUGUUUGUGACAUUUCCUGUCCUCCCCGUUGUUUUUGAUUUUAUAUUCCAGAUGUCUUUGGUUGUGUUUGAUAACUUUGUGUUGAGGUUGUCUCCUUGCCUGUUAAUAUUAUUUUAUUCUGUUGAAGCGACUGAAAGAGUCUCACGGAUAGUAUGCUUCACAAGGAGAAAUAAGUGCUAGAUGUUGUCCAGCUUCAGUGGGUAUAUGCAUUUUUUAUAAAUUAAAUUAAAAACUCCAUUUCUGUUC
Carassius gibelio (silver crucian carp) is the source of this 4067-nucleotide messenger RNA. RefSeq names its product forkhead box protein K2. The coding region runs from base 284 to 2239 and encodes 651 amino acids. Gene Ontology annotation, biological process: regulation of transcription by RNA polymerase II. The transcript is spliced from 9 exons. Gene Ontology annotation, molecular function: protein binding; RNA polymerase II cis-regulatory region sequence-specific DNA binding; DNA-binding transcription factor activity, RNA polymerase II-specific. The record is from RefSeq and is a predicted model, not a curated record. NCBI's taxonomy places the organism in Eukaryota, Metazoa, Chordata, Actinopteri, Cypriniformes, Cyprinidae.